GUCUGAGCAAGAAUUAUGUUUUAAACAAGAUGGAGGUGGUUGUGCUGUUUUCAGUGAUACUUGCCUGUCUCUGCUUGGAUCCACUAGCAGCACGGUCCAUUUGGAUGUUUCCAUCUGGUACGAUAACAGUUACCAGUGGAACGUCACAAAGCCUUGAAUGUCAGGUGAAAGGAGGUAACCCACUUGUUACACUGACCUGGCGGUGUAAAGGGUCGGAAGUGGUCGGAGUGAAUCUGAGCAAGGACAGUUUGUCAGCGUCUAGGCUAAUCGUUCCAGUGGAUCAAACCUACAAUGGAAAAGAAUGUGUAUGUACCGCUACAAAUUCUACAACAACGAUCGGGGAAAAGACUGUAGUGUUUGAUGUGAUAUAUCCACCACUAGCAACAAACAUCUAUUUGCUUCCAUCUGGUACGGAAACAGUUACCAAUGGAACGACACAACGCCUUGAAUGUCAGUUGAAGGGAGGUAACCCUCUGGCCACACUGACCUGGCGGUGUAAAGAGUCACCAAGGAUCGGUGUGAAUUUGACCACCAGCAAUUUAUCAGCGUCAAGACUGACAUUUACAGUGGAUGAAACCUACCAUGGACAGCAGUGCGUUUGUACCGCUACAUAUUCUAAAACAACAAUUGGGACAAAGACUGUCGUAUUUAACGUGCUAUAUGCUCCUGUCAUCAACCUAAAUACCUCUAAAGUCAUCCUCAGUGAAGGUGAGAGUUUUAACAGGACGUGUUCAGCUCACGGUAAUCCUUCUCCAAACGUGUCCUGGGUUCAGGAUUUUACUACGUUACCGUCAACAGGGGUCCUUUUUUUCUCCAGGAUAGAGAAAGGGGACGCCGGUAUCUAUGUAUGCCUUGCUGAAAACGGCAUUACCUCACAAACACGAACGAAAUCUUUCCGGAUCAUCGUACAAUAUGCACCCGAAGUUGACUUGGCAUUUACAAACAUGACAGAAAAUACUACGAACGCCAGUCUGAAUUGUACUGCUAGGGGCGUUCCUUCCGUGUACAAGUUCAGGUGGAUACACAAGAUUGGAUCUACAGUCGUCAGAGAUUUAGAUGACCACGUGAUCAAUUCAGAGUCAGUAAGUACACUGACUUUACCAAGAGUGAGCUAUCAGGACAUGGGGACAUACAUCUGUGAAGUGGAGAACGGAAUCAAAGGGAGUAAUGGUCAGAUUGUACAGACAAAACAGGGAAUCAUAUUUGUGGAAG
Ylistrum balloti is the source of this 1212-nucleotide messenger RNA. Its product is annotated as hemicentin-2-like. The transcript is spliced from 5 exons. The annotation marks the transcript as partial. NCBI's taxonomy places the organism in Eukaryota, Metazoa, Mollusca, Bivalvia, Pectinida, Pectinidae. The record is from RefSeq and is a predicted model, not a curated record.